Wyeomyia smithii (pitcher-plant mosquito) is the source of this 3315-nucleotide messenger RNA. RefSeq lists its product as uncharacterized. The record is from RefSeq and is a predicted model, not a curated record. The transcript is spliced from 6 exons. Bases 1 to 3315 code for a protein of 1104 amino acids. Lineage: Eukaryota; Metazoa; Arthropoda; Insecta; Diptera; Culicidae.
AUGGCGAAUGCAAACGAAAACCACAUUACGGCGUCUGUCGCUAUCAAACUGCCGGAUUUUUGGAAAACAGAUCCGGCCAUGUGGUUUGCCCAAGCCGAGGCACAGUUCCAUUUAGCAAAAAUCGUUAAUGAUGAGACUAAGUUUUACCACAUCGUGGCGAAAGUGGACCAAUCAGUCAUUUGUCAUAUAUCUGAUUUGGUAGCAGCGCCUCCGGAACAAAAUAAGUAUAAAACCGUCAAGGAACGUUUAAUUUCCCGCUUUGCGGUAUCCGCUGAAAGCCGCCUCGAACAGCUGCUAGGAGCCCAAGACCUCGGUGACAUGAGACCAACCCACCUCUUGGCAAAAAUGAGAGAAUUGUCUGCCGGUUUGGGCGUUGACAACAACCUAUUGAAAAUGCUUUUUAUUCAACGUCUUCCGCUAAAAAUACGACCGGUAUUAGCCUGUCAUGACGGCACCAUUGAAAAGCUCGCGGAAAUGGCGGAUAAAAUCACGGAUACUGCUACUAAUCCGUUAUCCGCAGCAGGGAUAGCACACAACGAACCAGAAUCCAGACACGAUAGCAAAUUAUUGGAGCAAAUAGAAUACCUUACAGCAGAAAUUCGUCAGCUCAAAACUUCCAAGUACAACCGAGGCAGAUCUACUUCACGAAGCCAAAGAGAUUCACGCUCGUCAUCGGGAUCUAGGAUGUGCUGGUACCAUCGGAAGUAUGGGAACGAUGCUCAACAAUGUCUUGACACUGGAUCAGACGUUUCGAUCUUGCCGGCUUCUAGGAAGGACCGCGUUGAAGGUAUUAAAACUCAGCAACUGUAUGCCGCCAACGGCAGCCGCAUUCGAACGUUUGGAACGAAAUUGCUAUCCACGGAUCUUGGGUUAAGACGUAAAUUUACCUGGAACUUCCUGAUCGCUGAAGUGACGGUACCAAUAAUUGGAGCCGAUUUUUUGGCCCACUUUGGUAUACUCGUUGAUCUCAAAAGCCAAAAACUAAUAGACGGAAAAACGGGUUUAAACUCCUCUGGUGGUAUGAUAACUGCUGAUCAGCAUAGUAUCACAAUUGUGAACACCGGUCAUCCUUUUCGAAAGUUGCUUGAAGAGUUUCGGGAAAUUACUCUCCCUUCGACAAUGCGCUCUGUGUCACAGAGUGACGUAACUCACCACAUUGUUACUCGUGGCCCACCGGUAGCGUCAAAAGUACGACGGAUGCAUCCUGAUAAAAUCAAAGCAGCCAAAGAAGAGUUUCGACUUAUGUGUGACCUGGGAAUCUGCAGACCAUCAAGCAGCAGUUGGGCGAGCCCUCUACAUUGCGUACCUAAAAAGAAUGGACAAUGGCGCUUCGUUGGAGAUUACCGGCGUCUUAAUCAGGCCACAGCACCUGAUCGCUACCCGGUCCCGCACAUUCACGAUCUGUUGAAUUUGCUGCACGGUAAGUCCGUUUUUACAACCCUCGAUUUGGAGCGAGCAUACCACCAGGUUGCAGUAGAGCAGGCAGACAUUCCGAAAACAGCGGUCAUCACGCCGUUUGGCUUGUUUGAAUUCACCCGCAUGCAAUUUGGGUUAUGCAACGCAAGUCAAACCUUCCAACGCUAUAUGAAUCGCAUUUUUGGUGACCUAGAUUUUGUUGUCGUCUUCAUAGAUGAUAUAUGCAUCGCCUCUGAAUCCCUGCAGGAGCACCAGAAGCAUCUGAGAAUGGUCUUCGAACGCUUAAGGCAGCACGGACUCGUGAUCAACUUGGAGAAAAGUGUGUUUGCCCAGAAGGAAGUGAAGUUUCUCGGAUACCUAGUCAACAAUGACGGAGUACGCCCGCUACCAGCCCGCGUUCAAGCGGUUUUAGAAUACAAGAAGCCUUCCACGGUUAAGGACCUCCGACGAUUUCUAGCACUUAUCAACGGCUACAAACGCUUUAUACGCCACGCUUCCCACAUCCAAGCUGAGCUUCAAAAGCUUAUCAUCGGCAACAGAAAAAACGAUGUUCGUAAAUUGAACUGGACAGAUGCUGCCGUGUUAAGUUUCGAGCGUUGCAAAAAAUCGUUGGCGGAAGCCUCUCUUCUUCAUUAUCCCGAUUCGUCCAAACCGCUCGCUUUGAAUGUAGAUGCAUCAAAUAUUGCGGCUGGAGCCGUCCUGCAGCAAUUAAGAGAUGGAGUGUGGGAACCUGUAGGAUUUUUUUCGGAAAAAUUUUCCAAGUCACAGCUUAAGUACUCCACUUUUGGACGAGAAUUAACUGCAAUGAAAAUGGCUGUGAAGUACUUCCGGCUGUUCCUGGAAGGACGCAGUUUUACAAUCUUUACCGAUCACCGUCCACUGACUUACGCGUUGACAACAGAAUCUAACUGUCGGUUGCCACAUGAAGAACGCUAUCUGCGUUUUAUAUCACAGUUCACAACGGAUAUUCAGUACCUCAGUGGAAAGGAAAACCACGUCGCCGAUGCACUGUCUCGCGCCGAAAGUGUUGCCGCUGUUUCAAUAAAUUACGAAGAAAUCGGACGCGAACAAAAAUCUGAUCUUGAACUAAAACAGCUGAUGAAGUCGUCAUCCACCUCAUUAAGGAGAUUCAUUAAGAAUCGGCUAUCCGUAGCACUGAUCCCGGAACCAUGGGUCCACGACACUAGGAUUCUUGGCUUACCCACGCUAAUGAGUUCAUCCAACGGGAUUUGGUUGCCAUUGCGGUGGAAGUCUCAACGACUAACGGCACCCCAGAGAUGGUCGUUGCCUCCGCUUAUAUCCCGGGGGACGUGUCACAGCGCUUGUGCCGUUCUGCUGAAGCAUCAACAAGCCACUCGUUGUCGGCUGCGAUGCCAACGCGCACCACAGUCUGGGGCAGCUUGGAUGUCAACACACGAGUUGAUGGAAAAAUCACGGAUCCGCAGCGAGUUUCUGAAAGAGUUACUCUCGCAAUGGGGUAAGACUGAGCUUCAGCAACGAGACCAAAUAUCAUGGAAUCAUUCUGGACAAAAAGCUGAACUGGACUGCUCAACUAGACUACGCCAUAAAGAUGGCAACUUCAGCGAUCUGGGCUUGCAGUACACUGUUCGGCAAGGCCUGGGGGUUCAAACCACAAUUAGUGCUCUGGUCUUACAUCACCAUUGCUUGGCCACGUAUAACCUACGCAGCCCCAGUAUGGUGGCCCAAGUUACCAGUGCCCUGCGCACAACGCCGACUGCAGCCAUGGAAGCCAUGCUCAACUUACAGCUUCUACAUCUCCUUGUGAAUAAGGAGGCAGAGCUUGGCGCACUAAGGCUGCGAAGAUAUACAACGAUGCUUGAAGGUGACCUAACGGGUCAUCCAACUCUUUCAGGAUGUUCAAGCGAGAACCUUGAGUAA